CAAGUUUGAAACAACAGCCUUAGUAUCCAUAUUUAUAGAAGAGAGGUGCAUCAAACCUACAACCUAUUUCCCUUCAUGGCAACGAAAACCAACUACAAAACAAUGGAAGACGAGGCCGAGAUUGCAACGCUGUUUCGCAACAGCUGCUCGAUUGCGACCAACAUGAACACGCAAACAAACGUAACGAACAUUGAAGACCUGAAGAGCACCCUCCGGUCGAGCAUCGCCUCSAAGCGUGGAUCCAUGACCGUGACCGAAAUUCAAUUUGUUCAGAAAAUCAUAGAUUCUGACGAUGUCAACGAAGAUGACUUGACGCAAAUGAACGAAACUCUCAAGUGCAACCAGUUGUUCUUUUCGGCAGACCAGUCGACUUCGRGUCUUCACUCUUCCAUUGGAAGUCUAUUCAGUAGAACCCAAAACAACAAGGAUGAAAAUGAAACAAAAAAGUCCCGAAGCUCAGGCACAAUGACCUCAAAGAAUUGUCCAGAGAAGGGUUCCCAAAAGCGGCAGGAUUAUCUUGAGGCGAAAAAGAAGCAAGCWGCGGAACAAGCCAAGAAACGGGCCUCCCUAUUGUGGAAACAGUCGAUUGCAGCGGUAAAGGCGACAAAUGCCUUUGCUGCAGCAGGCAAAAGCAWAGAUGUACCAACUUCCAUAGCCACAAGGCGAAURUCAUCGUCGAUGUCCUCACGGAGAACGAGUAACAUAUCGCAAUUGACGGUGCCGGAAGGAGAUGAUGAAGACGAUUCCGAYUUCGAAGAAGAAGAAAUUGUUGUUGAUUCAGAMCAGGAUGAUAUGGACGAAGAUCGAGAACCAAAAAUGCUCRAAAAACCAGAAGCUCGCAGAGGCAAACACGUUCUUUGUCGACAAGCAUCGGUCAACGUAUAUGGAGGAGAGGGUUUUGAAAUCUGUGAAGACAUUCUGGAAGAAAAGAAAUCGAAUAGCUAUGACGAAGACUCUGUUGGUGACGACGAGGUGGAGGAGAACAAGGAAUUAGAGGACAAAAYUCAAGUCGAAGAAUCCAAAUCGAUACAAMAGCCGCCAAUGUCCAAACCUCGACCGGGAAUGGGCCUCAGGAGAGCCUCGGUGAACAUUUAUGGUGGAAGCGGUUUCGAGGUCGCAUGCGAGGAUCUAUUCGACGAGAUCUACGAGGAAGACGGAAGUCACAAGACGGAAGAACACUACGACCCUUGGCUCUAUCAGGAAAUUGAUGAAACCGGCUGCAAGCGUACCAACCUGAAAAUCCUGGGAACCAACCACGACGACCACGAUUGUCACCCGCACGUCUUGUCUCCUAUCCAGAUGGAUCGCCUCCAGAGUCAUCUACCCGAGACAAAGCAGGGACAAUCAAUCUGGCUCAAGUAUUCGUUGGUAAGAGACGGGGCCUCUUCCGUUGCCUUUUUAAAGAAGGUCCGUGCGAGCCCCUGUACGCUCCUAGCGAUGGAAACCAUUGACGGCGAGGUCUUUGGAGGAUUUUUUGCUCGGYCCUGGACUAUCCAAUCGGGAUACUUUGGAACCGGAGAAUCUUUCUUGUGGCGCAUGAAAARCCSCCGGGAUCUGUCCAACSARAGCCACAGUACCAACAGCAAACGUUGGGGUAGUUUGAAGGAACAAAUCGACCACGAGGCAGACUUAGAAGUCUUCCGGUCGGAGUUUUACUACGGAAAUAAYUWUUUCCAGUUAUGCAACCAGGGGAAGGUCGCUGCCGGGGGUGGAUCCACAAGCAUCCCGCAGGACUUUGGACCGGAAGCGGGAGGAACUCACACACCCGAUAAAAUCGGUUUUGGACUCAUGCUKGGARCUACCUCCGGUGGAUCAUUGCUUGAGGGUUCCAGCUCGGCCUGCCUGACCUUCAGGAGUCCGCCCCUGUCGAAAAUUCAUUCCGAUGGAUCGACCUUCGAACUGGUCAACCUUGAGGCCUGGGGAUUUACACCCUGUAUCACUGAAGAAGAAGCACGGGUGCUGGAAUACAGGAAUAUGUUCUUUCAGCGGCAUUCGAGUGUAUCUUCCUCCUAAAAGUAGGAUCAACGAACGGCGAAAGCAAAAUCUACAAUAGAGGACAAAUCGAGGU
This is a messenger RNA of Pseudo-nitzschia multistriata, 2068 nucleotides long. The record is from the annotation of a GenBank genome assembly. NCBI's taxonomy places the organism in Eukaryota, Bacillariophyta, Bacillariophyceae, Bacillariales, Bacillariaceae.